UGUCACCAGGCCCUAAACUGUCAACUCUUUGUACCCGUUACCCGGUGUUUCGGCUGACAAAAAGCAUUUUCACACAAUUUGGAACCUUCAAUCAAUUCACUGUCAUCAAUUAGAAUUUCAUCUGAUCCGGUUAUAUUUUCUGCGGUUUCUAGCCCGUUUACAUGAUCUACCCUUCACGAGUUUGAGUUAGCUUUUUAGGGUCCUUGAGAGAUUAUUUAUCGAGCUUUGGCCCAAUGCCGCCAUGUGAUGAGUUCAGGUGCUCGGGUUAUCAAUCACGAAAGCAUAUUUACCACUCAUGAAACUGCUGUACUCGGCUAUGGUUUGUAUAAUUAAAAAAAAAAACAUGCCACGGAUCUCAAACACAUUGUUAGUGGAAUGCGCCGUACUGUAGCAGCAGCAGCAUCUGUAGUCUACAUAAAGCUGUCUCCUGGGAACAGAAUUACACCCGGCCCGUCUCGUAUAAUGUAAUGGGGGAUCUAUCAAGUGCGAUCAUAAGCCUCAGAAGCUGUCACUCGUCUAAGUAAUGACUUGAGUGCUCUUGAUUAGACUCACACAAAAAAGUGACACUUGUGGAGGGCAGAGGGGGGGGGGAGACACCCCCUCUAAAGUGAUUUUGGCGCUAUGGAUCUCCCUGGCUAUAGCUUGUGACAACUGAAUUGAAUUUUUAAUGAUGGGGCGGCAUUUCCAUUUCAGUCUUGAUCACCACCGGGACCCGCUUGCACUCUUGAGGACUUGCCUGUCGCCAGGAGAAAAGGGCAGCAGCCGCUUCUCUUGGGACUCUUCAUACCGUGGAAAAACGUUUUCUCCUUUUUUCCCUCAAGUGGGUGCUAUCAGCCAUUGUGCAGCAAAACCGUCGCACAUUCCGACGGCUUUUUACCCACUUCCGGUGACAUUUCUUCAGCGACUGUUACAUGUCAUCGCCGCAAUCGGUUGCACUCAUGAAACAACCGAAAAGGACUGUGCGGAUGUACAAAUCCUGUCGUUCUUUUAUUCAUGCGUUAUAAAAUGUAUCAAUAAUGACAUUUAUUUCUUAUGUCCAUAUUUAAAGUAGUAUUUUUACCACACAUUUGCUUAGGAAGUGUGCCUCGAAUUGUUGUUAUCCGUGUUCUAGACUCUUGAUUCAAUUUAUUUUAUUUUUGCUGCCUCUGCCUUGAAGCUAAAAAGGGAGCAAUAUUUCACCCAAGAUCCAAAACGUUACUUUAUUAUUUUUUUUAAUCAAUAAAAAACAAUUACUUGGUAACACGGAUGCUUGAACUCGGCGUUCUUUUUGUCUCGUGUCGCCAAAAGUGAGCCGUUAUUCAUCCGUCGAGCGAAAGGGUCCAAUCGAUGCAGUCGGCACACGUCCACAAAUGAUGUCGCAACGCCAAAUGACGAGGCUCAGACGGGAGCUAAUUUUAGACCCGCUUCGACUAAUUGAGAAGCGCUUUUUUAGCUUAUCUCGCUGCCGUCACGCGUGCCCGUGCGCGUGCGCCGCCGGCUAUCAAUAAUCCAGUAAAGCCAAACCUGACGUCACUUCCGCAUUGGAGCUUCAGUCUCGGUAGCGGCCAGCUAUUCACCGUCACAGGCACACUCCGCGCUCGGUCGCUGUAGUAACGCGUGGGAAGCGGAGGCAACGAGCUACGCGCCCCCCCCCCCCCCCUUCCAAAAGGGAAUUGGAACGCCACCUGCCCACACGCUUCGUUCUGGCGACUCAAGUCAUGCCGGAUAGGGAUUUUUUACCACCUUGACGUUGAUCGGAACUAAUCACGAAAGGGGCGAUACGCAAAAGCUGGAACUUUUUUUUUUCGGGGGGGUGUUCGUCGGAGAAAAAAAAGCAUCCCGAUUCCCCAGUCAAGUUGGUCGUCGGUUACGCGGCUUUCCGCGUUCGUUCCGCUUGCAAGCAGCAGCUGUUGCUGACGAGGAGGCGGACACCAGAGAAGCGGCUGCUCGCUGGCCACCUGACCCUCCGGAAAAACAAAACGGCGGAGUGAAUCGCCGCAGGCUGCGACCUCGGUCGAUAACUCCCGGCGAAGACGGACGUGACUCCGCGCUACGUCCUCCUCGCGUCCACCAUGCCGAGCGCCGGCAUCGUCAUCCCGAGACGGGAACCCGCGACGCCCGCGCUUUAACGUGCAACCCGGUGCGGCGUCGCGGCCGGAAUGAGCUCCGCCGACCCGGAGCGCGCGUCGCUCGGCUCCUCGGCCAACUCGGUGGCCUCGAGUGCGCGAACGCUCUCGGCCAACGUGAAGAAGCUGCACAAGGCGCUCAACCUGCUGCUGAACGACUCGGAGCGGGAGCAGUUCAUUCACUGCCUCAAUGUGUACCACUCCAAGCGCAACGUCUACGACUUGGUGCGGACCCUCAACGUCAUCCUCAACGCGCCCGGCAAGCGACAGCUUCUCCCCAUGCUGCGGCUCGUCAUCCCCCGGUCUGACCAGCUGCUCUUCGAGCAGUACACCUCGGAGGGCCUCUACCUGAAAUCGGAUUUCGUGGCGAGCAACGGUACCGCCGAGCCCCCGCCGGGCCACUACCCCGGCGCCAGCCCGACUCCCCCGGCUCACCACCCGCAGGACAACCCGGCCGAGUUCCAGGUGGCGUUGCGCGGCUCCCCGGAUAGCUUCAGCUCCAGCAGCGACGGGACGGCUCCUCUGGUACCGCUGCUCGGCAGGAACUUUAUCCACGAGCCGCCGGGCGAGCUGCGGCAGGUCACCAUGAAGCGGCACAAGAGCAACGAGGGUCUUGGUUUCAGCAUCCGAGGCGGGUCGGAGCACGGAGUGGGGAUCUACGUCUCCCUGGUGGAGCCGGGGAGCCUGGCGGAGAAGGAGGGCCUCCGGAUCGGGGACCAGAUCAUGAAAGUCAACGAUAAAGUCUUUGACAAAGUCACCCACGCUGAAGCAGUGAAGGUGCUGAAGGGCAAUAAAAAGCUGAGCCUCUCCGUACGCUCAGUGGGGAGGAUUCCGGGCGGCUUUGUCACCAACCACGUGUAUACGUGGGUUGACCCGCUGGGCCACAGCGUGUCCCCUCCUCCGGACCUGCCCGAGCAUCACAGCGCCGCCCUCAGAAGAAGUGACAGCCAGCGACGCAGCAACAUGCAGCUCCUGCAGGAGGGAGAUGAGAAGAAGGUCAACUUGGUUUUGGAUGACGGUCGAUCUCUGGGCCUCAUGAUCCGAGGGGGAGCGGAAUACGCCUUGGGGAUUUACAUCACCGGAGUGGACCGCGGCUCGGCGGCAGAGUGCGGAGGGCUCAAGGUGGGCGAUCAAAUCCUUGAAGUCAACGGCCGCAGCUUCCUGAACGUGCCCCACGACGAAGCCGUCCGAGUACUGAAAUCGUCGCGGCACCUGAUGAUGACGGUGAAGGACGUGGGCCGCUUGCCUCACGCCAGGACGGUGGUGGGCGAGACCAAGUGGAUCGCCAGCUCGCAGAUCGCCGACAGCUCGGCCGACGGCAGUCUGGCUGGUUACUCCGUGGACCAGGGAGCUUCUGCUGCUGGAAAGGCUGGUUUUUACAAGGGCGUGGCCGGAUCGCAGGUGACCUUGUCCAGCCUGGUCAACCAAUCCCGAGCGAUGCUGGAAGAGCAAGCGCGUCACCUUCUGACCGAGUCGGAGCGGCAAACCAUGGGAUACUACUUGGAAGAGUAUCGGGACGGACACGUCGGCGUGGAGCAGCUCGUCAUGGCGCUUUUCGAACUUCUCAACACGCACGCAAAGUUCUCCCUCCUGUCCGAAGUGCGCGGCCUGGUCGCCGCGCAGGACUUGGAGCGCUUCGACGGACUGGUGCUCCGCCGUGAAAUCCAGGCCCUCAAGGCGCGGCAGGGCGCGGUGGGAGGAGCCCCGCCCGCGCUGCAUCCGGACUCUCUGUCCGCCGCGUCGUCGUGCCCCGACGCUCCGACCUCGUCUUCGGCCAGCGUCGCCACGCUGAGCUCCGCCCGGGAAAGGCUGCUCUGGCUGCUAGAUCUGACGGAGAACGACAGCGCGCCCGAUCCAAAUCGGCAGGAUCCCUUGGACAGCCUGAACACGCUGCUGGCUGACGUCUCUCUGGAUGACGUACAGUCCGCCACAGCCGACUCCCCCCCUUCCUUCAAGCCUCCGCCCCCAUCAGGGGUACAGAGGCGCAAGAGUAGAAGAGACCAGCUCACCAAACGCCCCUCGUCCGAAUCCACGCACUCGAACUCGCGCUUCGCGGCCGCCGCCGCCGCCAAGCAAAAGCCGCUUCACGCCCCGUCGUCCCCCUCGCUACAUCGCAAACGGGAAGCCCCCCCCGUCUUGCCUUCCCGGGACUACGCGGCCAUCCGAAAGAGAGAACACAAAAGCCCCGAUCGUUUGUCGCUGGUCGCCCGACCCAGUAUCGGCCCUUUUCCACGCGUCCGGUCCCCGAGCGGGGCUGCCAAAGUGGCGGAGGCACGCCGCCCUUCGCCGCCACCUGCGCCCCCGCUGCCCGCGCCUCUUCGUCCUCCGUCUCUUCCCCUUAAGCCGUCCAAAGCGUCGUCGCCGGGCUCUAAGCGGCACUUUGUUACGGUGGAGGUGCACAGGCCCAACGCCGAGCCCGACGUCAAUGAGGUGCGGCCGCUGCCCCAAGCUAGAGGUGGCGCCCUGUCUCAGCUGUCAGACAGUGGCCAGACUCUCAGUGAGGACAGCGGCGUGGACAUAACUGAGUCAGGACACGUCAGCAACUCCCACUCCUCAUGCACACGACACCCUCAAGACAGCCAGGGGGGCGGGGGGGACAACCCCACCAAACCGCCGGGGCUGUUGGAGCCCACCUCCACUCUCGUGAGGGUGGCCAAGAGUGCGAGCACUUUGGGCAUCGCCAUUGAAGGAGGAGCCAACACUCGACAGCCAUUGCCGCGUAUCGUCACCAUACAGCGAGGCGGUUCGGCUCACAACUGUGGUCAGCUGAAGGUGGGUCAGGUGAUCCUGGAGGUGAACGGGAUCUCGCUGAGGGGCCGCGAGCACAAGGACGCCGCCCGCCUCAUCGCCGAGGCCUUCAAGACCAAAGACAAGGACUUUGUGGACUUCCUGGUGACCGAGUUCAAUGUAGCACUAUAGCCGAGGCGGGGACGGGUGAGAGAGACGAGCCGGGGAAUUCAAGGACAAAAGGGGAGGGGAGGACAUUUUCCGUUUCAAACGGCACAACACUUGAGCGGUGGACUCGACGCAAAGUCCACCUUAUCUUGUGACGCAACCUUCAUUCCUACCACCGAUGUGUUUUUCUCCAUUCUUUCCAACACGUUACCUCUCCGCUGCGAGACCUUAUGCACUACGGUAGAUCAUAGCAGAGCCUAUAUAAGCUCCAUUUUUGCCUGUCCGGAUAUCGAAACGGACGGAUUCGGCCUCCGUUUGAAAUCUACCGGGACUCCCCGCGGAUGUCCAAGUUACAGCAGUCUCGGUUCAUUUCGUUAGUUCUCGGCAACUGCGCCCGAAAAGACGACCGGGCUUUUCCUCCUUUUGAGUUUAUAUAUGUACAGAUGAAUUAAUAGAGAUGUAUAUACUCUAUAAGGUACACACUAUAAGAUCUCGAUGUGAAAUCGAAACCCAUGGACGGUGACAUCAACGCAUAUAUUUUAAAAAGUAUAUAUUUGUAUAUAUGGAUCGGAGCAGCUCACAUCUGUCGGAUCGGUGUUGUCCAUCGUCUCCCAUUUCGGUGUCCAAUGAACGAUCAUUUGUGGCAGGGAGCUCAAAAGGAGCCCGACAAGCACAGGGAGAGCAUGCAAACUCCAGCCAGCGGGUUUUCAAUCUGGUGGGAGGCCAAAGUGGUUUUUCCAUUUUUUUGGGAGAACAUCUGCUGCUCUUUUUCAGUCCAGCCAGGCGAAGAAUCCCCCCCCCCCCGAUUGCCAGUUCUAAUGUUGUUUUCAGACACACCGGUGGCACGAUGCGCAAAUGAAAGGACGUCAUCCAUCAUGCUGACGUCCGUAAGCGCAUGAUGGGGCAGCGUAGAAUCAAGAUGCAUAAGAACGCCCGGAAGUGGAGCCGCUCUUAGUGACGGAUCAAAUCUCAAAGGUGCGUUUCCACUUAGACCACUCGGCGUUCUUCCCCGCUGCUCCUUUUACGAGACCGUUUCCAUUUGGUCAUUUCCAAGUCGCAGACUAAUUAAAGUCCCCAGGGAGCGGGAGGAAGCCGUGCCCAGCGCUUCAACUCAGGAGGCGGCGGAGUCAGAAGAGGACAACAACGCUUGCAAAGAGAUGCACGGUAGCGUGCUCCCGAUUGGGUGAAAACGGGAGCACGCUUCUGGAAAGCAUAAACGAGAUGUUAUUGUCGUUCUGGACUAAUGAGUGACUCCGCCCCGAUGGAAAAUGCGUCAUCACGUUUUGGUUUUUAGCCUUGGGCAUCGGGGAUGGUUCAAAGUUCAGCUGGGCGGCUCCAAGCCCAUUUGUGCGUUGAAAGUAAUCAGUCGAAUCUUCAAAUCAAUUCCAAAGCAAACUUGGAGCCAAUGAAAUGAAGCUCAAAUUUAAGAUGGUUAAGAUAGCGCCCGAAUCUUUUCAAAAUAAAAUACGUGCUGAUUUAUAUAGAUGCGUCAAUAGCAGUAGGACCUCGUUGACCUGCUAUUAAAAAUCCGCCGGGGAGGGAGCGACGCUGGAGGAAGUAAUGGCAGCUUCAGGCAGUCUCGUUAAUCAGACGCCAUCAUGACGGCGGUGUGACGCCUUCACUCGGUGGCAUCGACUCCAGCAACGGCUGCUCCCUCACUCCCAACUUCCUUGUUAAAUCGGGCUUAUUCGUUUCGCUGAGUUGUGCCUCCUCGCUUAUUGGCCACGGUUAGCUUUGUUUCUUGAUUAGCUUGCGCAUUGGGAUGCUCUCCAUCUAUCUGCCUUUCUUUUUUUGUUGUUGUUGUUGUUGUUCUCUUUGCUUUUCUUUCUCAUCCGUCACAGUCCUCCUGUUGUUUGCCUGCUCCCAGCACAUUUGAACAAGGAUGGUGAUACAAAGCUUAUUUAUACAGAAAGUGUGUUUAAUUUUUCAAUAAAGAUAAUUGCACAAAAUGCUAAGCCGUGAUUUUAA
Molecule: messenger RNA, 6968 nt
Organism: Hippocampus zosterae (dwarf seahorse)
Lineage: Eukaryota; Metazoa; Chordata; Actinopteri; Syngnathiformes; Syngnathidae
Gene: whrna
Product: whirlin a
Exons: 13
Coding region: 2139-5024 (961 amino acids)
Biological process (GO): auditory receptor cell stereocilium organization; sensory perception of sound
Cellular component (GO): plasma membrane; cilium; stereocilium tip
Molecular function (GO): protein binding
Source: RefSeq, a predicted model, not a curated record